CUCAGUGGCGGUGGAUCGGCGGCGGCGACAGGUCGGCGGACCUCUCCGGCACUCACACACACCACCGUCAUGUCUCGUGUUCAGCUAGUGCUAUUGCUGCUGACGGUCAUGCUGUCAUCACUGGCGCUCGCACAGCUCGUCCAAGAGCCAGAGGAUGAGCUCAUGAUUCGACUCACCAGAGACAAAGAGAAGAGCAUGGUGAAAACGCUUCACAUGCUUCAAGAGCUUGACGACUUCUACUCAAAACUCUCCAGACCGAGUCCAGCGACCGGUCUCGCACGCCCGGAGAAACGCGACAGCGACAUUAAACCGAAGCACUACGAGCUGCUCCGAAAGAUCGACGAACAGUAUGCACAUCGGUAUCGACCUAGGUUUGGAAAGCGGACCUCCCUCGCAAGUCGGGCAGGCUACUCAGAGGAGGAGCCCAGCCUUUUGAGUCGUCUGCUUCGUCAGCGGUGAACAGGUGACCCCGUGAGCGCCCGCAGACACCUCCCGGUAGCCCGGCACCGACAGGCCUGCCAUCUCGCGGCAACCCAGUGAACCGCGUCACUGGACCGCGCGGCUGACCCCUUGGUGCCGCCCGCACAUUCCAACUGGUCUCAGUGGUCGGGCCAUCGAACUGAAUUCGUGCCAACAUCACUUGUCCGACACUACGACCCAGCAUAAGGCGGGAUAAAACGACAGCCUAGUCCAUCGGCCCACUGGACAAAGUGCUGGACUACUUAUUAAUUAGUACCUACCUAUCCGAAGUGAUAAGAGUUUGCUGUUUAAAUCAGAUAAUCUUGUGUUCGUCACGGUAGCAUUGUCGCAUACAGAGUAUCUAUGUGUUUUGAGAUGAUAAAUAUGUUGCUUGGAAAUACAGUGAGCGAUAGAAAAGAAAAGUCACUUUCAUUUGCGCCAUUCCCAAAAUAAUUUCACCUGGUCCAAUACAAAGCCGUUAAUUAAUCUGGAUGCAUCCUUAUUGCUCUCGUUGUGAAUAUGUUGUCAUGAGCAUACAUCUUGCGCCGGGAAAACAGGUGGUUGCUUGCUGUCACCACUGUAUACCUAUCAUCAACGAAAAUAAAAGGUAUCAUUAGCGCA
Molecule: messenger RNA, 1080 nt
Organism: Amphibalanus amphitrite
Lineage: Eukaryota; Metazoa; Arthropoda; Thecostraca; Balanomorpha; Balanidae
Exons: 6
Coding region: 70-459 (129 amino acids)
Source: RefSeq, a predicted model, not a curated record